UACUCAGUGAUUUUCAUGCACAACCAAGAUUGAAAAACAGUCAUUCAAGACUUAACUAUGACAUCAAAAACUUCUAAACCUCUUGAGAAACCAUAGACCAUAUGGUGGGAGAAGAGGAAUUGAGUAGCUUGAACAGAAAGUUGAUUUACAUCACUUGACAAAGUUCUUUCUAGGAGUCUUCAUAUGCUGAUACGUACAACUUUAAAGAUUUCAGACUGGCAUUCGCAGAUGAAGUAGCCUGAACUUGAACAUGGUUCCUACUAUUUAGGCCUCAUGGAGCCAGAAGUCCUAGAAGUAUGUCCUUAUGACCCAAACCACAGGAUGCCAGCCAGCAGGUUACGGUACCACCUGGCAUCAUGUGGAAAGAAAAAUCUGAAGAUAGCUAAAAAGAUGGCUAAUUGCAAAUAUAAUGCUUGCCAUGUGGUCCCAGUCAAAAGGCUCAAGGAACAUGAGGCUAACUGUGUCAACAGAACUGCUGUAGAUGAUGAGCCAUUUAAUCUUCCAAAGGUUAUUUCUCCGAGUUUGGAGCCAAAUGAAAAACUUUCUAAUACUGCCAAUCAGAUUCUAGACCCUGAUGUCUGGAACAUAGAUAACACAUAUCAUUCUCCUUUAUUUGUUCUUAAGACAUUUGCUCCAAAAAUGCUGGUUUGUGAAAGUGACUCAAGAGACAUAAAAAAAGAGACUAUGGAUGAAAAACACCCUAACAACUAUAAGUCCUGGAGAAAAGGUCAGAAAAACUGAUGGAGAAGCUGUGGAUUAAAGAGCCAGCAGACAGAAAAUGUAUUGUUCUUUUUCAAACUUUGGGGAAAUCUUAACUGUCAAGUUUUUGAUAACAACUCCAGUCAUUGUUGGCAUCUUAGUAUGUUUUUAUUUAUUUAAAUAAAGAAUAUCCUUCCUGGGA
This is a messenger RNA of Felis catus (domestic cat), 901 nucleotides long. RefSeq names its product gametocyte specific factor 2 (gene GTSF2). The transcript is spliced from 8 exons. Bases 274 to 741 code for a protein of 155 amino acids. The record is from RefSeq and is a predicted model, not a curated record. Lineage: Eukaryota; Metazoa; Chordata; Mammalia; Carnivora; Felidae.